Molecule: messenger RNA, 1919 nt
Organism: Closterium sp. NIES-67
Lineage: Eukaryota; Viridiplantae; Streptophyta; Zygnematophyceae; Desmidiales; Closteriaceae
Source: the annotation of a GenBank genome assembly
UAACCUGCGCUGCAAUUCCUCCCCCCUCCCUCAGUUUGCCCCAACUACACUCCGUCCUCCCCGCCGCCCCUGUCUAAGUUCCUGGCACACCAUCGCCCACCUCUGCCAAGAUCUGUCCCACCUGCCUCCAGAGUGCACCCACUGUGGAGGCGAGUAACUCACUGAAGGUAGUAAUCACGUAGGGCCCACUACAAUAUACCAUGGAGGCUGCAAGCCCUCUCAUCAACCGCUUGCCUCUACGGCAUCUGAGCAAACCCCGCAAAACGACCUAUUCCGACGACAACGGUAGCGUCGUACAAACCUUCCCGUCGAGACGUCUUUCGCGACACAUUUUCGUGGAGUCCGCUCCUCAUGAACGAAUGGCUCCGACACCAGCUGCAGCUGCUCACGCAGCUCUCGACUUCUCCGCUCGCACCCCGACUGCGCUUCCCGCGUCGCCCUCCGCAUCGGCGACAUCGUCGUUCGGUCGCAUCGCGAGCCGUGCGUCGCUUUUUGCCGCCGCGCCCGCAGCCGACGCCCUCGACAUGUCUCGUCCGUCCGUUUUGCUCGGCGCUGCCGGACUGCUGCCGGCCGCUUCCUGUCGACUGCGACUACAGUGGCGCCAGCAGCUCAGUCGGCGCGAAAACGCAUGAGGGUAGCGGCUCGAACUUCGACGAGUCUGAUAUGUUCAGCGACCUACCCGCCGAGCGCCUGUGCUUCGCGGAAAGACUAUCUCAAGAGUCGAAGAUAGGCGGCUCCCGCGGGACGAAGAGGACCGCAGAAGACUUGGCGGAGCGGAGAGUGCGCGGCAAGUCGGAGAAGAUGGGCGCAAACAACGGGGACGCCGCCGUACUCGACAGCGAUGAUUGUGCCGAAUCGCUCCCUCUCUGGUCUGGCGCUACCUGCUGGGGGGAGUCCGAAGCUGCGGCGAAGCAUCUGCGUGGCGCGUCUGAUGGCCGAUCGCCGUCGACAAGCCUUCCGUGGUGGGUGCUCGAGGCGCUUGGGGAAGACGAGGAGGGGGAAGGGGAGGUUGACGGCGUCGCGCCAACGCCGGCUUCCCCCGCCGACUCCGCAUGCUCCGCCGCUGCUGGUGGCGAUUACUCGCGCGGCAGUAGUGUUGGCGGAGACCCGGCGGAGGUUGAAAGCUCACUCGCUGGCGAAUCGGUUCGCGGCGGGGAUCUUAUCUGCGCGGAAUACGCGCAGUCAUUCCUCGCCGUUGUUCCGCCGAGUGCUCUGAGCGGAGCUUGCGUCGGCGCCUGGGAAGAGCCGUUGGGCGCGGAAGACAUCGGCGCGCUUCUGCAGGCGGAGCUUUGCGGAGAUGCAUUCACGGCGCGGAGUGUGGUGGGGAUGGGGAAGGGUCGGCAGACGCGGAGAAGACGUUGGAUGCCUUGUGCGCGGAUGAUGUGCUCCGCGCGCACUGCUUUGCGGACGAGGCGGAGACUGGGGGAAAACUGGAGGGUGUGGAGGCGGAGGGGGAGAUGCAGCAGUGGGAGCUGGGGGGAUUGGGGAUGUGGUGCUGGGAGGGCGCUUGAUGGCAUGCUAGGGCUUCGGUGGAAACCACACGCUGUUUCUGUGACCAUACACUUACCCUCUGAAAUGCGUACGAAUGCGGCGUGCUGAAAGGUGGUGACUUGAAGGGGAGGAUCGCAAGCGUAUCACCCUCGUUUUUUUCCGAAGGGCUUCGCACGUCUCGUGCUGCGCCUUCUGGCCUUGGGAGCUGUUGUAGCAGCUCCGUAACUUGUACCAUAUUGCUAACCGCUAACAUAUGUAAGAGCGAGUAGUUAGUCUAGCUGCCCUUGAUGUGGUGCACUUGUUCUGUACAGUAGUGCUAGUUUUGGACUUACUCUUUCACCCUGGACCCUAAGGGCGGGUUCCUUCUAGCCUUGUAUCAGACUUGCAGCUUUCGCCUGAGUGAUGAGAAUUCCGAGCGUGAAACAGUU